Messenger RNA from Humulus lupulus (European hop), 1704 nucleotides. Its product is annotated as protein RETARDED ROOT GROWTH-LIKE. Lineage: Eukaryota; Viridiplantae; Streptophyta; Magnoliopsida; Rosales; Cannabaceae. Bases 54 to 1277 code for a protein of 407 amino acids. The transcript is spliced from 7 exons. The record is from RefSeq and is a predicted model, not a curated record.
CCCCAUCUCGUCUUUGCAUCUUCUCCCAAAUAUCUCAGCUGUCACAAUUCACAAUGUGGCGCUCUCGCACCAUAGACGCCCAUUUCAGGACCAUGCGUCUCAUCUCUUCUCUCGUUUCUUCUUCUUCUCCACUCAUCCUAGUCCGUUCAAUCAACAACCAAGCACACCUUCCUUCUCUCUUGCCCAAUCCCUCUCACUCUCUUCCUCCCAAAUCCGCAAUCUCCCCUAUUGUUACCUUUACGCUUUCCUCUCUCUCCGGUCUCCGAAGCCAGAGCUUUAACUCCGGAAUUGGAUUCCAUGUCGUCCGCUGCGCAUCUUCGGUGUCGCCUGCCCAGACAUUUGAGUGGAACGAGCCGGUCUCCUGCUCGGAGGUCGGAGAUGGUGACGAUGGCACUGUGGAUGAAGAUACCAGACCCUACAUUCCCGUUAGAGCUUAUUUUUUCUCCACUAGUGUGGAUUUGAGAAGAUUAGUGGAACAGAACAGGGCAAAUUUUAUCCCACCAACAUCAAGAAUGACUAAUUACGUUCUUCUUAAAUUCGGCGAGCUUUCGAAAGCCAAUGGUUUGCGUGCUUCUUUAAGUGGGAGUGACUGCUGCUACAUGGUUGUCUUUCAAUAUGGUUCCAUCGUCUUGUUUAAUGUCCGCGAACAUGAGAUUGAUGGGUAUCUGAAAAUUGUAGAGAAACAUGCGUCAGGAUUACUACCUGAAAUGAGAAAGGAUGAGUAUGAAGUAAGAGAGAAGUCGACAUUAGACACAUGGAUGGAAGGAGGCUUGGAUUAUAUAAUGUUACAGUAUGUUAAUACUGAUGGGAUUCGUACCAUCGGUAGUGUUCUUGGUCAAAGUAUUGCUCUUGAUUACUACGUUCGCCAGGUUGAUGGAAUGGUUGCAGAAUUCACAGACAUUAACCGUGGAAUGGAAACAACUGGAAAGUUUAAGAUGAAGAGAAAAAAAUUAUUUCAAUUAGUUGGAAAGGCGAAUUCUAAUCUUGCUGAUGUGAUUCUUAAGCUUGGACUGUUUGAGAGAUCAGAUAUUGCCUGGAAAGAUGCUAAAUAUGCUCAGAUAUGGGAAUAUCUCAGAGAUGAAUUUGAGUUAACCCAGAGAUUCGCAAGUCUCGAUUUCAAGUUGAAGUUUGUGGAGCAUAAUAUUCGGUUUCUUCAGGAAAUUCUUCAAAAUAGGAAAUCAGAUUUCUUGGAGUGGCUCAUUAUCGCCUUGAUAGGUGCUGAAAUUCUGCUAUCUCUUUAUGACAUUAUACAUAGAUCUGCACUCACUUCACUAUAGCACAGCUUUUUGGCAAAAGCAAGCCAAAACCCUUAAUCGAAGCGUCCAAAUUCCUGUGUAUUUUUACGGCUGAUUAUAGUUGAAGUUGAUUUUUCAAAACCUCAAGCGAGGGCAUAUCCGGAAUCAUGUAUAUAUCAAUUCGAUUGAUUAUAUCAGUUUUGCAAUAGUCAUAUAGUACUCGUUUAUAGUACUCGAUUAUAUCAAUUUGUGUUGUAGGUAGAUUUUUUUAGAGCAUUUAAAUCCACAUCAAUAAGUUAAUGACUCAACUAAUUGAAAUGAAUUUAAUUAUUUGAAAUCAGAUUAUUUUUGUCGUAUAACUUUGUGAUUUUUGGUUUGACUUGGGUGUUGUAGAGCAUUCUAAUAAACAUUGGCACCUUGAAAACUUCCCAUUAAUAAGAGGUAGAUUUAUGUGGAUGUUAGUUGAGUU